AACCUUAACCUUUAUCACAACCUCAAAUCAACUCUAAGCUAAGCUUCAACUAACGCCAACUGCGUCUGUUUCAGCUUUCUGCUUUUGCCACUUCCUUUCUCAGAUCCAUUAUUCUUCGGAACCAACUCGCACCGCAGCGAAUCUAGCAGCUUCUGCGGUUCCAACAAUGCUCUGUGUCCGGUUCUACUACUUGUAGCUUUUUAUUCCUCGGAUUCAACACCAUGACACCUGGUUACGAAUACGAUAUUAAUGAUCUGCAUCAAGAGGCUCAAGCAAGAUGGUUGAAGCCUGCAGAAGUGAUGUACAUUUUACAGAAUCAUGAAAAGUUCCAGUUCACCCAAGAGCCCCCACAACAGCCAACCAGUGGAUCUCUGUUUCUGUUUAACAAAAGAGUCCUGCGUUUCUUCCGUAAAGAUGGUCAUAACUGGCGUAAGAAAAGAGAUGGAAGAACUGUGGGAGAAGCACACGAAAGGCUGAAGGUUGGAAAUGUUGAAGCCUUAAAUUGUUACUAUGCACACGGAGAGCAGAACCCUACUUUCCAGAGGCGGAGCUAUUGGAUGUUGGAUCCGGCAUAUGAUCAUAUUGUUCUUGUGCAUUAUAGGAACACAAGUGAGGGAAAGCUCAGUUCUGGAGCUGGGGCACAAUUGUCACCAAGUUCCUCUUCUGUGUAUACUCAGAGUCCUAGCCCAUAUUCUACUCAGAAUCCAGGGUCAACAUCCAUACUUGGCGAUUCAUAUGAACCUAAUCAGAGUUUCUCCAGUCCAGGGUCUACAGAAGUUACGUCUGAUAUGUUCGUACUGAACAAUAAAAUGGGUCACAUGGAUGGGACAGAUACAGAAUCAGGAACCUCGCCUGAACUCGAGGUUACUCAAGCUUUGCGCCGAUUGGAGGUGCAGUUAAGUUUGAAUGAGGACAACUUUGAAGAUAUUGUUUCCUUCGGAAGUAAGCACGAAACUACACAUGAUUCAAACCCUCAGCACGACCAAAGGGUGAUCAGCAAUCAAGAGCAAUCUGCUGCUUUCUCUGGACCUGAUGAUCAAGGGCUAUUUUAUGAUGGAUAUAAUGGAAGGCAAGGUGAUGGUGGUGAAUUUUAUCAUGAAUUAAUAGACCAUGGUUACCCUGAUGGAAAUGAAAAGGCUUUAUGGACAGAGGUGCUGGAAUCAUGUAAGUCCUCAUCUGCAGUCAAGUUACCACAGAAAAAUGUAUACAUGCCAGUUGAAAAUCUGGAAAAUUCAGUAUCUUCUGCAAGAAGGGUACCAGUUUCCAACCAGGAAAACAGUCACUGGCUCAACUUCAACAGUAAUAAUUCUGAAAACUCAGCUGUUUUCUCACAACCUCAAGGUGUUGAUGAAGUCAAAUUUCCUGUCUAUUCUUCUAUGGUGGAAACACAAGUAAUUAAUUCUGACUACUAUGAAACAUUGUUUGACCAAAGCCAAAUUGGAGCACCUCCAGAUGCAAAUUCAAGCUUGACUGUUGCACAAAAACAGAAAUUUACAAUUAAGACAAUCUCCCCAGAAUGGGGUUAUGCCACUGAGACUACCAAGGUCAUUGUUGUUGGGUCUCUUCUCUGUCAUCCCUCGGAUUCUGCAUGGGCUUGUAUGUUUGGUGAUGUUGAAGUUCCUGUUGAGAUAAUUCAGGAUGGUGUAAUCUCUUGUGAAGCUCCAUCUCACCUUCCUGGAAAGGUUACUCUGUGCAUUACUUCUGGAAACCGGGAGUCCUGCAGUGAGGUCAGAGAGUUUGAAUAUCGUGAUAAGACCAAUAGUUGCACUCAAUGUACUCAAUCAGAAACAGAAGCCACUAGAAGUCCAGAAGAGCUGUUAUUACUUGUUAGAUUAGAGCAAAUGCUUCUUUCUGCAUCAACAAUAAAGAAUGACAACAUAGAAUCUGGAAUUCCUCUCAUAAAACAGAAAGCUGAUGAUGACUCGUGGAGCCAUAUUAUAGAGGCUCUUCUAGUUGGCAGUGGAACGUCGACUGGUACUGUUGAUUGGCUUCUUGAAGAGCUUCUAAAGGAUAAGCUUCAACAGUGGCUUUCUUGCAGAUCUCAGGAAAAAGAUGAAGAGACAGGCUGCUCUUUGUCCAAGAAAGAGCAAGGGAUUAUUCACAUGGUUGCUGGGUUAGGUUUUGAGUGGGCCUUGAACCCUAUUCUCACUUGUGGAGUCAAUAUAAAUUUCCGUGACAUCAAUGGGUGGACUGCCCUUCAUUGGGCUGCACGUUUUGGAAGGGAAAAAAUGGUUGCUUCACUUAUAGCUUCUGGAGCAUCUGCUGGAGCUGUGACAGAUCCAAAUGCACAAGAUCCAACCGGUAAAACUGCUGCAUCUAUUGCAGCCGGCAAUGGGCACAAGGGACUGGCAGGGUAUCUUUCAGAGAUAGCUGUAACAAGCCAUCUGUCAUCUCUUACACUGGAAGAGAGUGAAUUAUCUAAAAGUUCUGCUGAGCUUCAGGCAGAUAUGACUGUUAACAGUGUCUCCAAGGAAAAUCUUACUGCCAGUGAGGAUCAGGCAUCACUCAAAGAUACCUUGGCUGCUAUCAGAAAUGUAACUCAGGCAGCUGCGCGGAUACAAUCUGCUUUUCGUUCACAUUCUUUUAGAAAACGAAGAGCAAGAGAAGUAGCUGCUAGUGCAGGUGGCAUUGGUACCAUUUCAGAGAUUUCUGCUAUGUCAAAACUUGCCUUUCGGAACUCACGUGAAUAUAAUUCAGCUGCUUCAGCUGCUUUAUCGAUUCAGAAGAAAUAUCGAGGUUGGAAAGGUCGCAAAGAUUUCUUAGCGUUGCGCAAAAAAGUAGUGAAGAUACAGGCUCAUGUGAGGGGCUACCAGGUUAGGAAGCAUUACAAGGUAAUAUGGGCAGUUGGAAUCUUGGACAAGGUUGUCUUACGAUGGAGGAGAAAAGGAGCUGGUUUACGAGGUUUCCGACAAGAGAUGGACAUCAACGAAAAUGAAAAUGAAGAUGAAGAUAUUCUCAAGGUGUUCCGAAAACAGAAAGUUGAUGUAGAAAUUGAAGAGGCUGUUUCAAGGGUGCUGUCCAUGGUCGACUCACCAGAUGCUCGUGAGCAAUAUCAUCGCAUGCUUGAGAAAUAUCGUCAAGCUAAGGCUGAACUUGCGGGUACGAGUGACGAGGCAUCAUUAUCAACUUCUGUAGGAGAUGACUUAUUUAUUGAUGAUUUUUAUCCAUUUCCCUAGGAGCAACGCUAGCCUUGGUAAUCUUCAUUAUUUUGAAUGAUCAAUUUGUGGCACAACCAUUUCGAUGGUCUUUGUAUCUAGAUGCCUAGAACAAGCUGACUUAUUAGUUUGAGACAGUCUAGAUUGUAUAGUGAAAAUAACAAUGAACAUUGUUACUUUGUAAAAUAUGAAAUGGUCUUGAAUGCAGGUGGGGUGGGGUUUCGAAUUGAAUGGAUUAAGUUUCUUUAGCAUCUCUUUGCGUGCA
Glycine soja is the source of this 3420-nucleotide messenger RNA. RefSeq names its product calmodulin-binding transcription activator 4-like. Gene Ontology annotation, cellular component: nucleus. Bases 222 to 3176 code for a protein of 984 amino acids. The record is from RefSeq and is a predicted model, not a curated record. The transcript is spliced from 13 exons. Gene Ontology annotation, molecular function: transcription coregulator activity; protein binding; double-stranded DNA binding. Gene Ontology annotation, biological process: regulation of transcription by RNA polymerase II. NCBI's taxonomy places the organism in Eukaryota, Viridiplantae, Streptophyta, Magnoliopsida, Fabales, Fabaceae.